UAAAUAAUGAUAAUUGUAAAAAAAAGUUCAUUUUGUACCGAAAAUAAAGAAAAUUCAAACUUGAAAACUGUUAGGAUAAAAAUUUUUUAUUUAAAUCGCGCGCCGACUUCUCAUUAAUAAUUUGUUUUAUUGGACUGAUAUUAAUAUCCCUGAUAAUAAAUUUUAUUUGAAAUUGAUAAGAGACUUAAAUUAUUCCUGGAAAUUUUAAUUGGUAAUCUUUAAAAUUUAAAUUUGCCGCUUAGCUGAAUUCUAAUUCUGUCAUGUGACAGCUGUCAAAUAUUUACUUUUUGAAUGAAAUAAUAAAAUAAUUGUUUAAUUUUAUCUGGUAAUAAUUAUGAUAAUUAUGAAGUAAAAUGUACUUUUAAAAAUACUGUCAUAUAUUUUACAAACCAUAUGAUCUCAAAUAAAUAUGUAACGUUUACAUAACCUCAAUCUAGAUGUAAAAUUUUUUAAAACUGCAAUAAAUAGAAUUAAUAUCUCGUAAUUUGCAAUAAAAUAUAUUUUAUUUAUUUUUAAAAUAAUAUAAGUGAUAAAAAAUGAGUUUUGAAUCGAAGAAAAUAAUCGGCACGUGUUUUUCAAUGUGUUCAGAAAAAGAACGAUGUCUAAGAGAACGAGAAGGUUUGUUAAGUAUUUUAGAGAUCGAUGAAAAAACUAAAAAUCAAAAACACAAAAAAGCUGAUCCCGCCAAAACAAUAAAAUGUUUCCAAAGAUCCAGCGCAGGGAAGUCGUUCGCGGAUGACCCCAGUGAGUUGAGACCAGGACCAGUACUCAUGCUCACUGUCAGAUAUUUACUUAACAAAGUUUCACUCCGAAAAGACGUAGACUGGAGCUUAAUUUACGAAUUUACAUUCGACAGGAUCCGGGCAAUCAGACAAGACAUGAUCAUACAGAGACUAGAUGCAAUAACGAGUAUUAAAAUUUUGGAACCAAUAGUGAAGUUUCAUAUUUAUGCUGCUGAAAGAAUGCGGGAGAGACCUUUGAAGGAUUACGUCCCCAAAUUCAAUGAUCAGCAUUUACUGGAAUGCAUCAAACAACUACUCGUCCUGUAUGACGAAGUCAAUUAUGCCAGCGCUGAUGUUCACGAGGAAAAGAAACCGACGGAAUUUGAAAAAAGUGAACAAUUCACCAACCGAUGCACCAUUGAAGCUGUGUACCUCCUGCUCUACCUGGGCGACCCAUCGGCUCUAUCACGCGGACUGUCUCUCCCCAGCACAUACAGGAACUCACCGGUUGUUCAACAAGCACUGGAAAUAUCUCUUGGGUGGUACUUGAAAAAUUAUGUACGAGUGUGUCGUAAAGUCUCUCAGCUGCCUUCUCUACUUGCUAUGGCCGUUUUAAACAACAUCAGAUCCAUCAGGAGGGACGCUCUGGAAAUAAUGAGCGCGGGAUACCAAAGCAAAAUCUUGACGUUUCCUGGUGAUAAAUUAAAAGAAAUUUUACUUUACAAUGAUAUGAAAAAAGUAUCAGCAGAUUGCAAGUUACUGGGUGUAGACUUUGUUGAAAAUAAUCUUCAUUUUAAACAUAGAUUGAAUACUGAUUCAUUGACGAAUCCAGAGAAGACAUUCAGUGAUACUCAGCUUGAUAAACUUUUACCGUACAUAUUUUUUUAAAAUAUACUGUAGGUUAAUUAUUAAAAUAA
Microplitis mediator is the source of this 1639-nucleotide messenger RNA. Its product is annotated as SAC3 domain-containing protein 1. Gene Ontology annotation, biological process: spindle assembly; centrosome duplication. Gene Ontology annotation, cellular component: nucleus; centrosome; spindle. The transcript is spliced from 6 exons. The record is from RefSeq and is a predicted model, not a curated record. Bases 537 to 1610 code for a protein of 357 amino acids. NCBI's taxonomy places the organism in Eukaryota, Metazoa, Arthropoda, Insecta, Hymenoptera, Braconidae.